Messenger RNA from Platichthys flesus (European flounder), 4503 nucleotides. Its product is annotated as soluble guanylate cyclase 88E-like. Gene Ontology annotation, molecular function: guanylate cyclase activity; oxygen sensor activity; heme binding. Gene Ontology annotation, biological process: response to oxygen levels; cGMP biosynthetic process; nitric oxide-cGMP-mediated signaling. The coding region runs from base 191 to 2479 and encodes 762 amino acids. The record is from RefSeq and is a predicted model, not a curated record. Gene Ontology annotation, cellular component: guanylate cyclase complex, soluble. The transcript is spliced from 19 exons. Lineage: Eukaryota; Metazoa; Chordata; Actinopteri; Pleuronectiformes; Pleuronectidae.
UGGGUAAUUAGGCACCUGUAAAACAGUCUGUUCCACUCGCCUUCAGAUGAAACCUUACUUGGCUGGCUAAUCCGAGCAAGCCCGCAAACUUCCCAGGUCGCGGUGCCUUUGGGAGGAUCGCUGCGAGUCAAUCAGUCGGGGAGAGCUGUCUUCACGGUGCUCACUUUGAGCUUCAACCCAGCGAGACAUCAUGUACGGGCUGCUGUGCGAGAGUCUGCACGACUUCAUCAAGGAGUCGUACGGAGAUGAUGUGUGGAAGCUGGUCAGGGAGAGAGCAGAUGUCAGGCUGCACUCCUUUGUCACCCACCAGGUGUAUAGCGAGAGCGUGAUACCCCGUAUCGCGAAGGCAGCCAGUGGAGUGACAGGGACGCCCUACAAUGAGCUGAUGAACUCCUGGGGCGUCUAUUUCCUGGGCUUUGUGGGGAAGUACGGCUAUGACAGGAUCCUCAAGGUGUUGGGCCGCCAUGUACGUGACUUUGUCAACGGCCUCGACAACCUCCAUGAAUACCUGCGCUUCAGCUACCCCAAGGUGCAGCCCCCGACCUUCUUCUGCCAGGAGGAGUCUGCUACUGGAGUCACCCUGCACUACAGGAGUAAGCGUAAAGGCUACCUGCACUAUGCCAUGGGUCAGCUGAGGCAGAUGGGGAAGCAGUUCUACGACACGGACAUCCAAGUGGAGGUGAUGUCUGAGCAGAUUGUCGGAGACUACUCCCACGUCACCAUGAGGCUGAACUUUGACAACUCAGCCUACCGCUACAUCAUGAAGGAGGAUGAGGAAGAGCAGGAGAUUUUGCCCAUUACCUCAGAUUUCUUCUUUGAGGUCUUCCCCUUCAAUAUUGUCUUCAGACAGGACAUGGUGGUGCACAACGUGGGCUCGGGCCUGUCUACGGUCUUCCCUGAUCUGGAUGGGAAGAAAAUCACAGACGCCUUCUUGCUCGCUCGCCCCCUAGUGGAGUUCAACUGGAACAUGAUCAUCUCCCACCCCAACAACGGCUUUGAGAUCAUGUCCAAGGAGCCAGUGAAGAGAGAGAGGAACCUUCACAACCGAGUCCAAAAUACUGACUAUGAAAAUGCCAAUCGUACCGCUGACGUCGAUGUGGAGCUCAUGGCUUUCCAGUCCAUCAUUGGAGAUGAUUACAAAGACGGUAACAGCGCUAACGCGAUGGAGAGCUGGGGCGAUGGGACACGCUGCCUGAAACUAAAAGGACAAAUGAGAUACAUGCCAGAAUGGGAGUCCAUCAUCUUCCUGGGAACUCCUGUGAUGGAGAGCCUGAGUGCCAUGUUCAGGACCGGCCUGUACAUCAACGACCUGAGCAUGCACGACUCCAGCAGGGACCUGGUGUUGGCGGGGACUCAGCAGUCAGAGGAGCUGAAGAGAGCUCUCAUACAGGAGCAGAAGAAGUCCAGCAAGCUGGAGGAGAGCAUGAAGAUGUUGGAUUAUGAGAUGAAGAAGACUGAUGACCUUCUCUACAGGAUGAUUCCCAAGCCGGUGGCCAAGAGGCUCCGCAAAGGAGAGCCUGCUGUGAACACUUGUGAGGUGUUCCCAGAUGUGACCAUUCUCUUCAGCGAUGUUGUGGGUUUUACCCGCAUUUGCAGCCACAUCACCCCGAUGCAGGUGGUCUCCAUGCUCAACACCAUGUACACGCUGUUUGACACGCUCAGCGAGAAGCACCGCGUCUUCAAGGUCGAGACCAUUGGAGAUGCCUACAUGGUGGUGGCUGGGGCUCCGGAGAAAACCAAGUACCACGCUCACAACAUUUGUGACAUGGCCCUCGACAUGGUGCGCUCCAUCGACCACCUGAAGGAUCCCUCCAACGGCAACCACAUACAGAUUCGUGUUGGGAUCCACUCUGGCAUGGUUGUGGCAGGUGUGGUUGGACAUAAGAUGCCACGUUACGGUCUGCACGGGGACACGGUCCACACCGCGUCUGCCAUGGAGAGCAACGGCAAGGAGAUGCACAUUCAGCUCACCAGCGCCACCUAUGAGCACCUGAAAGGAAGCCACUUCAUUUUCGAAAGGAGGGGCAUCAUCACCAUCAAGGGGAAUGUUGAAAUCGAGACGUACUGGCUGAAAGGCAAGAGGGACAAGGACGGGAACGCUCAGGCGGCGUGUCCGCAGUUUGAGAUUCAGACCAUCAGCAAGGCCAACAUCAAAGCCCCCGAGGCCAAACGAGCUGAGGAGGGAAUGGUCUUUCCUCUGGGUGCGGGGGACGGCAAGGACGAUGCCAAGUCUAUUCCCUCUCACCGCAUCAAGAUGGAGAUUUCAGGCCAUUCAGCGGAGGAGAAGAUGGAGGAGGGCCGCAAAGAGGAGAUGUCCGGUCAUAAGGCCCACCACAAGGACACUUUGCAGGACGGCCACAGGGACCCUCACCUGGAUCGGAACUCGCCCGAGUCUGACGGCCGAGACUCCAUCGCGGAGUCCCACGCCAGCUCCUGCGACUCCCACUCCUCCAAGAGUGCCAUGUGCUCCGUGUCGUGAACCCAAGCGGAGGCUAGCUAAUGCUAUCGCUAGUAAUUCUACCACUUCUGAAGCGCUUUUUGUCCAACUCACUCAAAGCAGGGAACGUUAGGCCCAACACCAGAUAGAAAUGCAGGGAUUUAGCUGUUAUUGUUUGCCUUUUUUUCUGAGGCUUGUUUUUUAAAUUGGUGAUUUCAUGGCAACCUCUGUUUGACAUGUUGUUUGUACAUGGACCAGACCGUAAAGCUUUAGAUCUCUAGUGGUUGUGUGUGGCGUUAGAACUGCACAGUGAAGAUCAUGCUCAUUUAGCUCGGACAAUACUGACACAAAUCAGGGUUCACUUUGCACUGUGAUUGUUUGGAGCAGCUGCCUCAGGGCGAUCGCCACUGAAAGAUUUUGCUGUGCACCCGUAUUGUAAUUUGUUUUAGCACCGAAAAGUCUUCGCUGCCUCGUGGACACCCGCUUGGUAAUUUCCUGCACUGUUUGUCCUGCUGUACCUCAGAGGUUUGACAUCGUGUUUUCAUCCCGUGAGAAAAGAGGUCCCUCUCCUCCCUCGCCCUCCUCGCGUCUGAAUUCAUUAUUCUUUCUCGGUCUCGUCACAUCCACGGCCCCGGCACAAUGUAAACGCUUGUCAGCUCACUGGAAAUAAAGAGAGAUGACUGCUAGGCUGCCUGUGGUUCCGUUCGUUAUUGUUUGUCUUGUCUUGUCACUCCGAGGCUUUCGCGUCCAUACUCACAUUAACAUUUGCAUAUGUUUUACAUUUCUUUUUAUUAAACACAUUUCUCCAUGGAUCAGUGUACAGUAUACAUGGACAUGAUUUAUUGUGUGUCAUGAUUUGCAUGCAUGUGUUUACCCAUCUUACUUGAACUCCAGUCAACUUUGCCUGGUAAAAGAUACAUGUCCUUUUGUUUAAGCUUUUGUGAUCGCCUCGUGUUCCUAGGUUAAAACAGGUUCAUAUAGAUAUCAUGUCAAGCCACACGGGCCAUGAAUGCUAAGCCAAGAACAGCAACAAUCCUAACAUAAAGCAAAUAUGAGUUAUCCUAAUCCAGAUUCCCACUCAGACAACGUUCCCCACUGUCUGGCCGUCUGAUGAACUUCUCUUGAAGGUGGCGUCCUCACGCUCUGGGCUGCAUCCGCUGGCUCUGUGCGAGUCUUUAGGCGACGGGCUGAUGGAGCAGUGGAGGCAGAACGUGUACGCGAAGGCCAGAAGCAGCAGCAGGCAGACCACGCAAAAAAUGACAGUGAUCAGGAUGGUGUGCACUUGCAUGUGCAGCUCCUCCGACGGGAGCUGGGUGGUGGUGGUCAGGGCGCCGAGGUUCAAUGAUGUAGCAUUGAACCUGGGCUGUGCAGUCACUGCGGGCAGGUGAGGCUUCAUGGAGGUCAGGGGGGGCACUUCCGGCAUGAUGGGACGAUGUGUGUCCUUUGUGGGUUGGAAUUUUGUCUUUGAUCCUUAAGGAGAGAGACAUCCUUUACUUUGGUUUAUAUUAUGUUGAAGUCAAUAUUCAUGUUAACACAGUCGUGAUAUUAAAAAUAAGGUUUUGUCUCUUUCUCAGCAUAAUACAGUAAUUAGCAAUGUAAAGCUUAUUAAAACAAUUCAAACAUAGAAACAUAUUUCCAUACGGUAUUUUAAAAAGCAGCUGGUUAAUUGUCUGGAUCAAAGAUGAGCAGUCUUUUGACAGCUCUGAAUCAUUUGUUCUUACCUGGACUGAGUGGUUGCAGCGUGUCUUGAUGAGCAGAGCUCAGGAAAAAUGAGAGCAAUGGAGGACCACAGAGAGGGGGGGGAGGGGGGGCUGGACUGAAUGAGAGAGGCUGCUGGACCACAAACAACAGGGAGCCAUGGUUGCCAUGGCAACAAUUGCUGAAGGGCCACUAAUAUGAAACUGAUGUCAUAAAGCCUCAAGAAUGUGUUUUACAAUACACACACGGAGAUAUCAGGGGAUUUGAAACAGGCGAAAGAGCAGUGAAACACUUUCAGUGUUUUAACUACACAAUGCAUGGCCCGACCAGUGUGAGUCAAAAGCAUCAAAUAAAAUCUGUAAAAUUGA